AUGUCUUCCACCUCCGAUGACGGUAGCAAUGCGACUCCUCCUCCCACGGCCGAUCUUGCCCCACCUACUCCCACUCUUGCAAAGCCGGAUUUUCAUCCUGCUCUUGUUGUUUCCAACAUUCGGAAUCAUAUUCCUCUUGUCCUUGAUAUGGAGACUGAUCGCUAUGGCACGUGGGCCGAACUUUUUCGCAUUCAUGCCCGUUCUCAUCGGGUUCUACAUCAUAUUGUUCCAUCCACAGCCAAACCACCGCCAGCUGUCACUGACCCCACCUAUGAUCAGUGGGCUACUUUGGAUGCCAUCCGUUUGGCUGAUAUCUUCCACGACAAUCAGAAUGCGCGUGCCGUUGCUUUGGAGCAGGAAUUCUCCGGUGUUCGUAUGGAGACUUUUCCAAAUGUCUCUGCUUAUUGUCAGCGUCUGAAGACGCUUUCUGACCAGCUCCGAGAUGUGGGUGCUCCUGUGAACAAUCACCGUCUCGUCUUGCAGCUUAUUUCUGGUCUUACUGAUGCCUACAAGGGCGUUGCUACAUUGAUCCGCCAGAGCAAUCCGCUCCCCACUUUUCAUCAAGCUCGCUCCAUGCUUACCCUAGAGGAGGCAGGUUUGGCUAAGAUGAAGCCCGUUGAGCCUCCUACUGCCUAUGUUGCUACUCAGUCGCGUGCCUCUGAUGUCUCCUCCCAGAGCUCUGAUCGUCGGUCCUCCAACCGUUCUCGUUCCCACAAUUCUAAGGGUCGUGGUGGGAAUCGUGGCAACAGUGGUGGAUCCCGCAGUGGCACCUCUCAAGGCUCCUCUCCUCCGAUGCCACCUCAGCCACAGUACUUCCCGUACCAACAUUGGGGAUGGGCCCCGCCUCCAUGGACUGUCCUCCGUGCCCAUACCCAACCUCUCAGUGGACUCGUCCCCCUGCGCCUCCCCGACAACCAGGAAUUCUAG
This is a messenger RNA of Lotus japonicus, 927 nucleotides long. RefSeq lists its product as uncharacterized. Bases 1 to 927 code for a protein of 308 amino acids. The record is from RefSeq and is a predicted model, not a curated record. Lineage: Eukaryota; Viridiplantae; Streptophyta; Magnoliopsida; Fabales; Fabaceae. The transcript is spliced from 2 exons.